CGAGUCGAUUUGGGCCAAAAAAAGAACAAACGGGUCAUUCUGAUGGUUCACCCAAAGACCCCAAAACAGAAGCGUCUUCUUCGUUAAACAUCAUCUUCUUCUUCUUUUUCCUGCUUGAAUCCUCUCGUCAAUAACUGAUUCAUCAUCUUCGCUCAAAUCUCUACCCUGUUUAAACCAGUUGAACUUCUGUUAAAACCCCUUGUUGCAUAGCUGGCGAUUGAGUGAUUCAAAGCUAUUCUAAGUGGGAAUGCAAAACGUGCUCCAUGCUAGAAAGGGCAUUCUUGAUACAUCAAAAAAGUGGAUAUGUGGAUCCUGGAUGGGAGCAUGGUACUGCUCAAGAUGUAAAAAAGAAGAAAGUGAGAUGCAAUUAUUGUGGGAAAGUAGUUAGUGGUGGGAUUUAUAGAUUGAAACAACAUUUAGCUAGAGUAUCAGGAGAAGUAACAUAUUGUGAAAAGGCUCCUGAAGAAGUCUGCUUAAAGAUGAAAGAAAUCAUGGAAGGAUGUCGAAUUGGUAAGAAACCAAAACAAAUUGAAUAUGAUGAACAAGCAUAUCUCAAUUUCCCUUCUAAUGAUGAUGUUGAAGAGGAAGAACAUGUUGGGUAUAGGAAUAAAGGGAAACAGUUAGUAGGGGACAAAGGUUUAGUGAUAAACAUGGCGCCUCUUAGGUCAUUAGGGUAUGUUGACCCUGGUUGGGAACAUGGGGUUGCUAGAGAUGAAAGGAAGAAAAAGGUUAAAUGCAAUUACUGUGAUAAAAUAGUGAGUGGAGGGAUUAAUCGAUUCAAGCAACAUUUAGCUAGAAUACCUGGUGAAGUUGCACCUUGUAAAAGUGCACCUGAAGAAGUUUAUUUGAAGAUAAAAGAAAAUAUGAAAUGGCAUCGAACUGGAAGGAGGCAUAGAAGACCUGAAGCUAAACAAGCUUCACCUUUUUACAUGCACUCUGAAAAUGAAGAUGAAGAAGAUGAACAAGAAGAAGAUGAAAUACAAGGACAAGGGCAUCUACUAAUGAGCAAUGAGAAACUAUUAUUAGGUGAUAAAAAAAGAUUCACAAGUGAUUCAAGAAGAUCCGAUUCCUUUUCAAAAAAACCAAAAUCCGAAACCCUUUUGAUACAUUCACAUUCACCAAAGAGUCAAAUAUCAGGUAAAGUAUCACGAAAGGAGGUGAUGUCAGCAAUUUGCAAGUUUUUUUAUCAUGCAGGAGUUCCCACACAUGCAGCAAACUCACCUUAUUUCCAUAAGAUGUUGGAGAUGGUGGGACAAUGUGGGCAAGAAUUAGUGGGUCCCACAAGUGUUAUGUUAUCAGGGAGGUUUUUACAAGAUGAAAUCUUGACCAUUAAAACGUAUCUAGCUGAGUAUAAAGCUUCAUGGGCAGUUACUGGUUGUUCUAUAUUAGCAGAUAGUUGGAAAGAUUCACAAAAUCGGACAUUAAUCAAUAUUUUGGUUUCAUGUCCACGUGGUUUACACUUUGUUUCUUGUAUUGAUGCCACUGAAUUUGUUGAAGAUUCACAAAGUUUAUUCAGGUUUCUUGAUAAAUUUGUGGAUGAGAUGGGUGAGGAAAACGUUGUUCAGGUUAUCACGGAAAACACACCAAGCUAUCAAGCAGCUGGAAAGAUGCUUGAAGAAAAAAGACAAAAUCUAUUCUGGACUCCAUGUGCUUCUUCUUGUAUUGAACAAAUGCUUGAAGAUUUUUUAAAAAUAAAAUGGGUUGCAGAAUGUAUAGAAAAAGGUCAAAAAAUCACAAAGCUUGUUUACAACCAUAUAUGGUUAUCAAGCUUAAUGAAAAGAGAAUACACAGGGGGACAAGAGCUUCUUACACCAUCUUUCACUCAAAAUUCUUCAAGUUUUUCAACAUUACAAACCCUAAUGGAUCAUAGAAUUUCUCUCAAACGUUUAUUCCAAUCCACUAAAUGGCUUUCAUCUCAAGUUUCAAAAUCAGAAGAGGGUGAAGAAGUUGAAAAAAUUGUAAUGAAUGCUACUUUUUGGAAAAAGGUGCAAUAUGUUAGGAGAUCAGUGGGCCCUAUUCUUGAAGUGCUUCAAAGGAUCAACAGUGAUGAUGGACUUUCAAUGGCAUAUAUAUACAAUGACAUGUACAAAGCAAAACUUGCUAUAAAAAGUAACCAUGGUGAUGAUGCAAGAAAAUAUGGAAACUUAUGGAGCAUAAUAGACAAUCACUGGAAUUCAUCUCUCAAUCAUCCUUUGUAUCUUGCUGCUUAUUUUCUAAAUCCAUCAUACAGAUAUCGACCUGAUUUUGUUAUAUAUCCUGAAGUUGUUCGUGGACUAAAUUCAUGCAUUGUUAGGUUUGAGCCAAACAAUUCCAGAAGGGUUUCAGCAUCAAAACAGAUUUCAGAUUUUGGUUCUGCAAAAGCUGAUUUUGGAACUGAUUUGGCUAUUAGCACUCGAACAGAACUAAAUCCAGCUGCAUGGUGGCAACAACAUGGGAUAAACUGUCUGGAGCUUCAACAGAUUGCUAUGAUGCCAAACACAUCGGCUUCCAUGGACACAGUUCUUCAAGAAGCUUUAUUGUAUGAUUGGAUUGUAAAACCAGAAAAACAAGCAUAUCAAGAAGACGAGGAGCUUUGUAGUGAAAUGGAACAAGGGGAUCCAUAUGAGAAUGGGUUGGUGGAAUAUGAAGAGGGGAGGAAGGGUUCAUUACAGGUGGUGACAAUGGUGGACAUUGAACCAUUAGAUACUCAUCCAAAUCCAGCCAAUAAUGUUGAAGAUGAAGAUGAUGACUUAAAUUUUCUGGAUGAUGGGUUGAGUGAUUCAUAGAUGGGUGUGGCACAUAAUGCUAGAGGAAGAGUGUUGUAUAGGGUGGUGUUAAUGUUAUGAUGUUUUACCACUUGUUGUAAUGCAAAAUGAUGUGUUGGUUUUUAUGAAAGGGCAUUGGGUUCUUAAUCAUAUCAUUGACAGAGUGA
Molecule: messenger RNA, 2911 nt
Organism: Lactuca virosa
Lineage: Eukaryota; Viridiplantae; Streptophyta; Magnoliopsida; Asterales; Asteraceae
Source: the annotation of a GenBank genome assembly